Clunio marinus is the source of this 1454-nucleotide messenger RNA. The record is from the annotation of a GenBank genome assembly. NCBI's taxonomy places the organism in Eukaryota, Metazoa, Arthropoda, Insecta, Diptera, Chironomidae.
AUGUUUUCAUUCGCUAAAUUAACGUCAAAUCUUCUUUUUUCUAAGUUAUAUCGGAGACAGUUGAUUGCAAUGAUCCCAGCUUACUUAACAAUGAUAAGUGGUGGAAUGUUUCUCUCUUACGGAAUAUUUCAAAUUUUCUUUGGAUAUCAAUCAUUCACUGCUGACAUGUCAACAAUUCAAAUGUUUUUUCUACCUGCAAGUUUUCACAUUUCACUAAUGCUUGGUGCGCUUGCGACAAGUUUCAGCUAUUACUGUGUUGAAAUUAAACAAAUUCAUCUUAUCAACUCAUUACUAAUGUUAACUGGAUCAAUAGUGCUAACAAUUCUACCAGAUCUUUACACUUCUGUUGUGAUAUCAAGAACAAUUUUUGGCUUGGGCUUUGGAUCAUCAUAUAUCACUUUUAUAAUCUACGCUUCAGAAAUUUCAUCAGGCAAAGUGAGAGCACAAAUAAUUUUCCUUCUUCAUCUUUCACUUACCAUGGGAAUGCUGAUGUUAAGCAUUUUCUGCUUGGGAACAAACUUUAUUGUAAUCAUGAGAGUGAAAGGCUCAUUCUGCAUUGUUCUCACACUUGUCUCUAUCGGGUUGGGAUACUUCAAACUAAAGUCGUCACAUAUCCACAUGAUGCAAAAUAACUCGAAGGAUGCUUUCGAAAGAUUUCUGUACUUUCAACAAGAUAACAUAGAAAAUCCACAUUUUGAAAGUGAAGCUAUGCUUAGUUACAUCAUUGAAGAGAAGAAGCGACGCUACGAGUUCUUCAGUCAACAUAAUAUCAAUACACUUGCUAUUGUGCUCCUUUUCAAAAUCGGUUAUUUGUCGAUAUUUAAUGCAUUGCACAAUGUUCAGAGAAUUGUUUUGAUGAGUGCAUUUCUCACUAUUUCGGACACAAACUUCAGUCAACUGAUAAUGAUGGCGUCGAGAAUGCUUGGAUGUGUUGUUGGCUUUCUCUUUCUUGACAAUUUAACAAAGCGAUUGCAAUUCUUCAUCUCUGCAAUCAUCAUCUUUCUUCUACUUCUUAUAUUUUCUAUUUUAUUGUCGAUUUAUCAAUCAAUGUCCAUCUGGACGCCUUUGAUAUUCUUCAUUCCACUUGAGUUCUUCGUGGGAUUUGGAUUGAGUCCGAUUGGUGAUAUUUUGAAGGGUGAAUUGUUUCCACUCAAGGAGAAGCCCGUUUCGAUAGCGACAACGAUAAUUUUCGAAGAAGUUGUUCACAUUCUGUGCAUUAUUCUUUUACUGAGUUGGAUUUCAUAUCUCGGUAGUGUCCCAACUUUUAUGUCAUUCAUCUUCGCAUUCAUUACUUUAGUAAGCGGUUUCGGCGUCGUUGUUCUUCUUAGGGACUCUCGAAAGCAAUCUUUGAGACUUGUCGCAAACUUAUAUUCAGAUAAAAGAACAUUAAACUAAACAGCUUUAUUAAAACACUUCCAACACCUGUCAUUGAUGUUUAUACCGACACUAACGAG